CCACAUCGGAUCGGCAUGGCGCUGACUUUAUUGUCAAGUAAACGUCAACUGCCUGUGAUAUCCUUAGUAGGAUCAUAAUUCAUAUUCCCAUUCAUGGCUUGGAGAAGUUGAAGCAUCUUGCAGCUGUGACAGUCUUCCUCUCUUCCUCAUCAUCAGCCAUCAUGUACGUGAUGGGAGCGCUGGGCCCGGCCGCCGGCUACCUGUUGGGUGGCGUCCUCAUCGGCUUCUACGUGGACCCCAAGACUGCGGUCAACAUUGACCAGAGCGACCCCCGCUUCAUCGGAAACUGGUGGAGCGGUUUCCUGCUGUGUGCCGUGGCCAUGCUGCUGGUCAUCUUCCCCAUGUUCACCUUCCCUAAGAAGCUGCCGCCCCGACACAAGAAGAAGAAGAGGAGGAAAAAGCUCAGUUUGGACGAGCUGUCCAGCGAUGAUGACGUCCUGAAGGAGAAGAGCAACAACAGCAAGAGCCAAGGGGUCACCUCGUCCAUGGGCUUUGGGAGGGACAUCAAAGACCUUCCCAAGGCGGCCGUGAGGAUCCUGAGCAACGUCACCUUCUUGUUUGUCAGUCUGUCCUACACGGCGGAGAGUGCCAUUGUCACCGCCUUCAUCACCUUCAUCCCCAAGUUCAUCGAGUCGCAAUUCGGCAUCCCCGCCUCCAGCGCCAGCAUCUACACAGGCCUGAUCAUCGUGCCAAGCGCGGGUGUGGGCAUCGUGCUGGGCGGCUACAUCAUCAAAAAGCUCAAACUGGGCGCCCGCGAGUCAGCUAAGCUCGCCAUGAUCUGUAGCGGCGUGUCUCUGCUCUGCUUCUCCACGCUCUUCAUCGUGGGCUGCGACAGCAUCAACCUCGGUGGGAUCAACAUACCAUACACCACAGGGCCGACGCUGACCAUGACACAGAGGAACCUGACGGGAGGUUGCAACGUCAACUGCGGCUGCAGAAUCCACGAGUACGCUCCGGUCUGCGGCUCCGACGGCAUCACAUACUUCAACCCCUGCCUGGCCGGCUGCGGCAGCGUUUCUAACGACAGCAGCGGCGUUCGUAACUACUCAGACUGCGCCUGCGUCCAGAGCCGCCAGGUCAUCACGCCGUCGUCCAGCGGGCCGGGCGGCAACCAGCUGCAAUUGGUCAUCGUCAAGACAUACCUCAACGAGAACGGAUACGCCGUGUCUGGGAAGUGCGACCGCACCUGCAGCACCCUCAUUCCCUUCCUAAUCUUCCUCUUCAUCGUCACGCUCAUCACCGCCUGCGCUCAGCCCUCCGCCAUCAUCGUCACCCUCAGGUCGGUCGCUGAGCAAGAGAGACCGUUUGCUUUGGGGAUGCAGUUUGUCCUCCUCAGGACUCUUGCCUACAUCCCGACUCCCAUUUACUUUGGCGCCGUGAUCGACACCACGUGCAUGUUGUGGCAGCAGGACUGCGGCGUGCACGGCUCGUGUUGGGAGUAUGACGUGACGUCGUUGCGCUUCGUGUACUUCGGCCUGGCCGCCAGCCUCAAGUUCCUGGGCUUCAUCUUCAUCUUCCUGACGUGGUACUCCAUCAAGUAUAGGGAGGAGCGCGUGGAGCGCUGGCUGAAGCACCACCUGUCGCCCGUUGACACGGUGGGCAGUCUUGUGUGUCACCCGGGGGGCCACAAGGGCCAUGCCCGCACACGCUCCUGCCCCGUCAACAUACCCAGGAGCGACCACGCCGUUCACCCUGCUGGCAUCCCGCCACGCGCCGGAGUCCUCAACCGUGGUGUCAGCACUCAGAGUUGCCCAGGAAAUGAGUUGAAAGCAAUAACCCCGCCCCCUCCCGCCGUUGUACCUCCACCUGCCCCGGCCCGCUCUUUGGAGCACGUCUCAGUCCGGGUCUGACUUUCACUUUUAAGAGGCGGACCAGAAGCCAAUCAGCUCCGGACCUAAGGGGCAGUGGGCGGUGCCAACGAUGGCGAGGGAGCCUCGUCCUGAUGGAUCUCUGCUUAUUGAGCCGCCAUGGCGUCCAUUGCUCUUGAUGCUCCGCCCCCUUCAACUGGGCUUCAUGUGCCUUGUGUCACCUCACAGCGCCCGCACUCCCUCUGGUGGACUGUGGCCCCGCCUACACAUACCUCAAUUCAAACUGCCCCCACACCUUUGCCCCCACCCCUUUUCCCUGCUGCAUUUGGUUCCGUCACCUUGAAGGCUGGCGAGGACUUGACGGCCAUUUUGAAGACUCUUAACUGACUGGCUAUGAAGCUCCAUCCCCACCAUCCCUGCCUGACACAAUGACAUAAUGGCACAAUGAAGGCAGGAAGUGUUACACACACACGUGAGGAGAUUAAUGGUUGAACCUGGAAAAAAAAGUGAAUGUUUUAGUAUUCCUGUCCAUCCUCUUUUUGAUUCACUUCCUGUCGUCUUCACGGGCACAUACACGCACGGUUUAUUAACUCGCUGGCGUUCGUCAAAUCUGGGCGUCACAAGCCGCAGGGUCACUAAAGUAGGUGCUGUCACACUCUGGCUAGCUGGUCUUUAUUAAAAACACAUCCUCUGCUGAUUGGUUGAGCUGCCUUGACGUCACAUUAUGCAGCAUUCAGUCAGUCUUGCCCAUGUGGCGACACCUGCUGGUAACACGUACAACUGCAACUAAAAAACAUGCUGUGUCUCAAAUGGAAUACUUGUGUCAGUACACUUCAGUAAGUAUGCUGUGUACACUGCGUGCUUAGUUUCUGAUUGUGUGAAUUGUGACAGCGUACAAUAGUACUGUCACAAAUCCAUUACUGUUAUUGUAGCGGAAUUGACGACAAUAAUAGUUACCUUCUCUUCUUUUUAUGGUGAAUUGCAGCCGCUGAAGUUAGUCCACUACGUUACCAAGAUGGCGUCUAUUGAGGGUGCUGAGUGUCCAGCGCUGAGCACUCACUAUCUUGACGACAGUGACAUGCACUCAAGAAAUUGUAAUGUAUGUAAGUACAUACUUAUGCACUCAAGUGACUUAGUGUAAGUACACACUUGGCACUCAAGUGACUAAGUACAUACGUAUACACUCAAGAGACUAAGUGUUAAGUACACGAUUGUGUACUUAAAAGACUUAAGUUCAAGUACACACUUAGGCACCCAAAACAGUGAAUGUACAGUCAAAGACUAAGUGUACAAUAAGUUAUACAGUCAAAUGACUACGUGUAAGUGCACACUUGUGUACACAAUAGGUUUAAGUAAACACUUAUGCACCCAAACGAGUGAGCGGAAGUACACGCGUAUGCACUCAAAAGACUAAAUCUAAGUUGACUAGGGGAAAGUACGCACUUAUGCACGGAAACGACUUAAGUGUGACUAAGUACACACUGGUGUACGCACACACUUACGCACUCAAAAGAGUUGAGUUUAAGUAGACCCUUGUGUGCUCAAGACUCAGUGUACAGUAAGUGCACACUUAUGCACUAAAAAGACUAAUUGUAAGUACACUUAUGUAUGCAUAAGACUAGGUGUAAGUACACACUUGUGUACUUAAGACUCAGUGUACUGUAGGUACACACUUAUGCAGUCAAUGGACUUAAGUGUAAGUACUCACUUGUGCACUCAAAAGGCCUAAGUGUAAGUAUGCACUUAAAAGAAAAGUGAAAGUACAAACUUAUGCACUCAAGAAGCUGAGUAAAAAUACACGUAUGCACUCAAAAGACUAAAUGAAAGUAUGCACUCAAGAAGCAAAGUGAAAGUACACACUUAUGCACUCAAAAGACUAAGUGCAAGUACACAAGUGCACCAGUUGAGACACAGCCUGAGACUUUGUGUCUUUCACAAGUCACGAAUGAUUCGAUGAGAGCAUUUCCGUGUAAAAGAAGUAAGACAGACAUCAUUCCUAGUUUCCCGCCAAAAUGAGUCAUGUGACCAUCAGGCUAAUGAACAUACGGCGCUAGAAGCAAUUUCGAAUCAAAAUUUUUAUUCUUAUCAGUAUUGUUUCUUUUACAAGAUCAUGUCUUCUUGGUCUGUCAGUAAAAUGUGAACAAAGAAUAAAAG
Molecule: messenger RNA, 3962 nt
Organism: Entelurus aequoreus (snake pipefish)
Lineage: Eukaryota; Metazoa; Chordata; Actinopteri; Syngnathiformes; Syngnathidae
Gene: slco5a1a
Product: solute carrier organic anion transporter family member 5A1a
Exons: 8
Coding region: 162-1850 (562 amino acids)
Biological process (GO): transmembrane transport; sodium-independent organic anion transport
Cellular component (GO): membrane
Molecular function (GO): protein binding
Source: RefSeq, a predicted model, not a curated record